This is a messenger RNA of Eubalaena glacialis (North Atlantic right whale), 1451 nucleotides long. RefSeq names its product killer cell lectin like receptor G2 (gene KLRG2). The record is from RefSeq and is a predicted model, not a curated record. The transcript is spliced from 5 exons. NCBI's taxonomy places the organism in Eukaryota, Metazoa, Chordata, Mammalia, Artiodactyla, Balaenidae. Bases 112 to 1368 code for a protein of 418 amino acids.
ACAACUUCCAGCGACCCGUCGGAACCAAUCCCGACCCGGGAGGCGAAGCUAACUCCCUACCUGGACCCAGGUGCACCCCGCUCGGCAUCGCUCGGCUGCUCCGCGUAUAAAAUGGAGGGAGCCCGGGCGGCGUCGGGGGAAGACCAAGCCGGAGCCGAGAUCCCAGUGGAGCCCUUGGGAAGCCGGGUCCCGGAGCUGGAGCAGCCCCAGGUCCCCGCGGAGGAAAGACGUCCUGAGAGUCCCGAGAGCAGCCCGAGUUUGGCUCCCGCAGUGAAGGAGGAGGCGGGCGCGGGCCAGGACCUGUCGGGCGGGAAGAAGCUGCCCUCGCCUGGACCCGCGCCCCUGCGGUUGCUGCCACCCAGCCCGGGCUACAGCGCCUUCCGCCGUAAGGAGUCGGCCAGCCCGCAGCCGCCGUCGCCGGGCCCAGCCGCGGCCGAGCAGCCCCGGGACGGCGAGACGCCGGGGGCCGAGGAGAUGCUCAGGGCCGCGCCCGGUGAGCCGGCUCGGGGCGCCUGGGCCCCUGUGGAACUGCAGGUGGACGUGCGCGUGAAGUCCGUGGGCGCGGCCGGCGGCAGCCGCGCGCCCUCGCCAGCGCCCUCCACGCGCUUCCUCACCGUCCCGGUGCCGGAAUCGCCGGCCUUCUCCCCCCACGCCUCCCCAGCGCACCCGCUCUUGCGGCGGACCCCGUCUCCGGGAGGCACCUGGGGCCGUGGCACGCCGCUGGCCGCAGCCCAGACGGAGCGCGGCCUCGACGCCGAGGGUUGGGCCGGUCCCGCCGAGGGGCGCGCGGAGUCCCCGGGCUCCCCCACGUGCCGCUGCCGCUGCAAGGAGAACGCCGUGCUCCACGCCGAGAUGGACGGCGACAAGAAGCUGUCCCGGGUCAUAAAGCUCAUAGGGCUGCCCAUGUACAUGAGGUCCCUGCGCUGGGCCCUGGCAGUCAUGGCCGUGCUCCUGGCGGUGUCUACGGUGGCCAUUGUGGCCCUGGCCUCGAAAGCAGGGGCCAGGUGCCAGCCAUGCCCCCAGGGCUGGAUGUGGUCCAUGGAGCACUGCUACUACCUCUCUGCCGAAGCUGAGGCCUGGGAGGCCAGCCAGGCUUUCUGCUCAGCCCACCAUGCUACCCUCCCCCUGCUGAGACACACCCAGGACUUCCUGAGCAGAUACCCAGUCACCAAGUACUCCUGGGUGGGGGCCCGACGAGGCCCCCAGGGCUGGCACUGGAUCGAUGGGACCCCUCUGCCACCCCAGCUACUCCCAGAGGAAGACCAGCAAGAGCCGGAUCUCGACUGCGGGGGCCUGGAGGGAGGCAAGUUCGUGGCUUCGGACUGUGCCUCCCCCAGACCCUGGGUCUGCGCCAAGGGGACCAAGUGACUUGGGUUCUGCCCGCCCUGAGCCUGCUGGGGGAGGCCAGGCUGAGAGCUGGGGCAGCCUUCCCCCAGACCCAGGCCUCCAGG